Molecule: messenger RNA, 3185 nt
Organism: Carassius auratus (goldfish)
Lineage: Eukaryota; Metazoa; Chordata; Actinopteri; Cypriniformes; Cyprinidae
Product: ELAV-like protein 1
Exons: 7
Coding region: 152-1177 (341 amino acids)
Cellular component (GO): ribonucleoprotein complex
Molecular function (GO): RNA binding
Source: RefSeq, a predicted model, not a curated record
ACUUCCGCUUCCUUUGCAGAGUUCCCUUGUUGUGGCGUGUGUCAGGAGAGCGAAGCGCCAAAAAAAAAAAAACACGUUUAGCUAAAGCUCCGCGUGUGUUCGUUUUAUUGCAGGAUCGGGAGAAGUUGAGUCGGGAUCUGUGACGCUCUUCAUGGCAAUCAGAAGGGGACACGUUAGAUACUUAAAAGAGGCCUAUGACAUGUCGAACGGUUACGAAGAUCACAUGGCUGGUGAGCCUAAAGAUUGCAAGACAAACCUCAUUGUCAACUACUUGCCUCAGAGUAUGAGCCAAGAUGAGCUGCGGAGUCUGUUCAGCAGCAUUGGGGAGGUGGAGUCUGCGAAACUUAUUCGGGACAAAGUAGCAGGCCACAGUUUAGGGUACGGAUUUGUUAACUAUCUUAACCCUAGUGAUGCAGAAAGAGCAAUCAGUACUCUCAAUGGACUGAGACUACAGUCUAAAACUAUCAAGGUGUCAUAUGCCAGGCCAAGCUCUGAUACCAUAAAGGAUGCCAACCUUUACAUAAGUGGGCUGCCAAAAACAAUGAUGCAGAAGGAUGUAGAAGAAAUGUUUGCAAGUUAUGGCAAAAUAAUCAACUCCCAUGUCCUGGUUGAUCAAGCCUCAGGUCUCUCUCGUGGUGUGGCUUUCAUUCGGUUUGAUAAGAGAGCAGAGGCAGAGGACGCAAUUAAGGACUUGAAUGGGCAGAAGCCUCCAGGAGCUGCAGAGUCAAUCACUGUAAAGUUUGCUGCCAGUCCCAACCAAAUGAAAAACUCACAAUUUAUUCCACCUACCUACCACACGCCGCCUCGCCGCUUUGGGGGGCCCGUCCACCACCAGGCCCAGAGGUUCAGGUUCUCUCCAAUGAGUGUGGACCACAUGAGUGGCAUGUCUGGAGUUAACAUGGGGCCUGGGAACUCCUCAUCAGGCUGGUGUAUUUUCGUUUACAACCUGGGCCAGGAUGCAGAUGAGGGCAUUCUGUGGCAUAUGUUCGGGCCUUUUGGUGCCGUGACAAAUGUGAAAGUGAUCCGCGACUUCAGCACCAACAAGUGCAAAGGAUUUGGGUUUGUUACCAUGACAAACUAUGAAGAAGCAGCCAUGGCUAUCGCUAAUCUCAACGGCUACCACCUCGGGGAUAAGAUUUUACAAGUGUCGUUCAAAACAAGCAAGUCACACAAGUAGAAAGUAGGGUUGCCAGGAAAAUAAAGGAGAGUGAUGUUGUCUGCGAAGCCAGAGAAAUUGGCGCAGAUUUGAAAGAAAAAAUAUAUACUUUUUUAGUGUAAUCAUGACUUCGCAAAUGUUAAUGUUUCUAAGUCUUGUUUAGACAUCUCGUUUCUUUUAAGAUUCAAGCUGUUGGAUGCUUCAAAUGCAAGUGUUUUAGGCAUUCUAGUUUAUCCCAAUAUUUGACAAAUAUGACUUUCCAUACAGAUUUGUGUGUCUGAUGUUAGCCUGAUAUUUUUGCUAUGUGCCAUAUGUGGUCAAACACCUCAUUCACCAGAUGCUGGAUUUAAAACCCAGAUUUUUCUUUCUUUUGUCAGUUUCUUCAUCCUACAUAAUGCAGCACUUUUUGGUUUGGCAGGAAUCUCGUGAUCCAUCUCACACAGUUCAAUUGUUUAUUAAAAUCUGAGUUUUAAAUGCAGCAUGCUAGGUGCUUCAUUGAGAAAAAGAGGUAAGAAAGAAAGCAGGAACUUUUUGCAAGGGACCCUCUGAAUAGACUGAUAACUAAUGCAUGAAUGGACCAAAGAGGUUUAGCUUCCCCCAGCAGAGGUGCAGGUUGCAUAUCCCUAAACAUAUUCCAAAAGGAUUUGGACGACUGAAUACUAGGUACUGAGUAUUUAUGUAAAAAAUAAAUAACGUUUGAGCAUCAGCAUCUUAUGUUUAUGGUUUGCAUUUUCUUUCGUUUCUGUUUCUCUAGGCUAAAACAUACUUUAAGUUUAGUUUGGUUAUUUGAAAAAAAAUGGAUAUCCAGUACUAAUGCAUAUGCUUUUUAAGACUGCCUUGUGAUAUUUUUUUUUUUUUUAUUUUUUGUGUUUCCUUUUUGAAAUCUUUCAUUUUGUUUCACAUGGCAUUUACGAUCAUUAAAUUGUAUAUUGUUUUGCUCAGCUUUUGUUUCUUUAUUUGAUCUUUUAAUUUGUUUUUUUUUUAUUUACCCAUUUAUAGGUGCAGUAUAAGUCAACACAAGACUUUUAUAGAUGCAGUCUAUAAUAGUUUAGUCCACAAAGACCUCAUGAGAAAUAUUUGGCAACCACAUUUUAAUUUAAAUGGGGUAUUUUAAGGACUUUGAGUGUUUGUAUUUUAGGCAUUGGACCAAAUCUUAAAUGUACAUCUCAGUUAUCUGAUGAGGGCUGACUUUGAUUUGGCCACUGGUGUGCUGUUUAUUUAACCUUCUUUAGUGGUUCAUAUUCAACUUAUUCCAGAGGUUUCAGCUGUAGGUGAGCAGUGGUGAAUCUAGAAACAGGACAGCGGCUCCCCCAUAGUCUCACAGAUGUACAGUCAUGCCCCUCAGCUUUGACUCCCCCUGAGGUCUCCCAAAUACAAGCUUGUGAACCCCACAUACAUAUUUUCAGCACAGACCAUUCUUGUGCUCCCUCUGCUACAAGACUUAAGGUUGGUAUUGUACGUGUGUGCAAAUAUUUAUAUUAUUGGUGACUGACAAUUAAUCCUAAUAGUCUGUUUUUGUACUGUGACUAUCUCGUCAAAUUGUAAUAAGCAGCAGUUUACUAUACUUGGAUUGUCAUUUGUUACUUCAUGAUUCAUGUGAAACUAUUAGCUGUUUUACAGCCACUGUUGGUUACACGUUAUUAAUAUGAAACAUCCUUGGCAUUCUCUUUUUGUGUGUGUGUGUGUGCGCACGUUUUGGCAUAUGUGCAGUAUAGUAAUUAUGGUAAACUUCUCUCUGUCCAUCUUUUUUGAUAUUCUGAUUAAAAUCUUGCUGUUUAAGAGUCAACAGAAGUUGUGAGAUAUAUCAAGUAGAAUUUACUGGAUGGUGGUUUGUUUUAAGCCUUAAUUGAUGUAGGAAAUACUGGAAGGUCAUUGAAUGGUGGAAUGGAUUUUUUAGCCUGUGCAUGGUUUUAUGUGUUGAUAUUGAUGAGUGGCUUUAGUUUUUAAUGAAUUACUUUUUGACUCUAAAGUGUACAUCUGUUAUGAGCUACUGUCUAACAUAGUCGUGAAAUAAAAUAUCGGAAAUAGC